UGACAAAAGUUUUUUUUUUUAUAAUAGAAACAUCGACUGCCGAUUUGUGUAUUCAUUUGUGCUGUGAUUUUGUACAAACAAUUUAUUUAUUUUAUUUAUUAAAAAUAGCACGUCAAGUCUUUUAUAAUUUAUAAUAGCUUCGUCUAUACUUAUCAUUUAAUUGGAAGACUGUUGAAAGCCAAAUUAAUCAUUAGUCGUUUACAUUUUUUACUUAAUCGUAAUCUGCAGGGCAGAAUUUAAAUACCUCACUUAUACAUUAUCGUAUUUCGCACAAAUUCUAUUUAUAAAACGGUGUGCGCCUCGGUGCGAUAAAUAUUAUUUUGCCGCAUAUUGCUGCAUUGCUGCUGGUAUCAUGAAGCGGCAAAACGUCCGCACUUUGUCCCUAGUGGUGUGCACGUUUACAUAUUUGCUGAUCGGCGCGGCAGUUUUCGACGCUUUGGAAUCUGAAACUGAGAGCAAGAGAUGGGAAGUUCUUUCUGACAUGAGAAAUGGUCUUAUGCGCAAAUACAACAUAACGCCUGAAGACUACCAUAUGAUAGAGAUAGUUAUAAUAGAGAACAAGCCCCACAAGGCGGGGCCUCAGUGGAAGUUUGCCGGAGCAUUCUAUUUUGCCACUGUUGUGUUGGCUAUGAUUGGGUAUGGACACUCUACUCCUGUGACUGUUGGGGGCAAAGCGUUUUGUAUGGCAUAUGCCAUGGUGGGCAUUCCCCUAGGACUCGUGAUGUUCCAGAGCAUAGGCGAGCGUUUGAACAAGUUCGCGUCAGUCGUGAUACGAAGGGCUAAGUGUUAUCUGCGCUGCGAGACCACGGAGGCCACGGAAAUGAACCUCAUGUUCGCCACGGGGAUGCUGUCUAGUAUUAUUAUUACUACAGGUGCCGCAGUGUUUUCUCGUUACGAGGGCUGGAGUUACUUCGACAGCUUCUACUAUUGCUUUGUGACGCUGACAACCAUCGGAUUUGGGGACUACGUGGCCUUACAGAACGACCAAGCGUUGACUAGUAAGCCAGGCUAUGUAGCCCUGAGUUUAGUGUUCAUUCUGUUCGGGCUAGCGGUGGUAGCUGCUAGCAUCAACUUGCUGGUGCUUCGAUUUAUGACCAUGCAAGCAGAAGAAAACGCCCGUGACGAAGAGAAGGAAGCCGCGCGAACCAUACUUCAACUUGACGCGCACGGCCUAGAGGGCCGCCACCAUGACGACCAGGCUUCGGUAAGCGACGUGUGCUCGUGCAACUGCCUUGGCAGCAAAGCGUGCGAGGGCGAGUUACUGCCCGUUUCCACGCAUAGGGGCUCGCUGGAAAUACUUGAACGCGCCUCCGUCUAAACACGGCAUCGGAGAAUCGGUCACUCAGU
Messenger RNA from Cydia amplana, 1347 nucleotides. RefSeq names its product two pore potassium channel protein sup-9 (gene Task7). NCBI's taxonomy places the organism in Eukaryota, Metazoa, Arthropoda, Insecta, Lepidoptera, Tortricidae. Gene Ontology annotation, biological process: stabilization of membrane potential; potassium ion transmembrane transport. Gene Ontology annotation, cellular component: plasma membrane. Gene Ontology annotation, molecular function: outward rectifier potassium channel activity; potassium ion leak channel activity. Bases 353 to 1318 code for a protein of 321 amino acids. The transcript is spliced from 8 exons. The record is from RefSeq and is a predicted model, not a curated record.